UCUUCUUGUUUUCUGAUUCUUCUUAUGCCAUCUCUGAAUAGUUCAACAGUUUUGCCUGCCAUUCUUCUUUGGUCAGAGUUGUACCAUCUUUCCAUUUCUGGGCUAAGAGAGCCGGUGAAGCAGUGGUCACAUGCAUAAAUAGUUUCAUCUGGUCCUUCGGGAUCUCUGGUCCCAUAAUACCUAAAAGAAAAGCUUCUGGUUUCUUAGGAAAAGUUAUUUUCAGCAUUCCCCUCCCCCAUUCAUUAUGGGGUGUGGUGUUGUGAACAUCAGGUCAUCUGCGAUGAGCCCUAGUAUAUAGGUUUUGAUUGAUUGAUUGAUUGAUUGAUUGACUGAAUGUUAGUGACUACCAUUUACCCCACCAGGCCCUGCCUUGCCUUACUGUCAACCUAUCUGCUGAUGGGGGGCCUGUUUCACAGCUGCCCCCUCUCUGGGUCACCUUGGCUCUUCUUGGGGUGUGUAGGGUUGCCAUCUGUCCUGUACAAUACAGGCUUGUCCCAUACAGUCAUACCUCAUGUUACGUUUGCUUCACGAUACUUUUUUUCAGGCUGUGUCCCGCGGCGACCCAUAAGUACCAGAAAGGGUUACUUCCGGGUUUCACUGCUCACGCAUGCGCAAAAGCGCAAAAUACUCCCAACCGCCUUUGCAUGAACCUCCGAACAUUGCAGCGCAAUUUUGACUGAUUUUGUGGACAUUCAAGCUUUAGCUGGGGCGGUGUCCCCAAUUUCUGUUUGGGAUGGCUACUUAUUGAGCGGAAAAAAAAAAAGACCCUCUCUGCUGCAGACAGACACAGGUUGCCACUUAGGCUGCCUUUGAGGACAGACUGAUUGGGAUACAGAGCAGCAGAGCAACAUUAGAGGGAACCACCUGGUGGACUGACUAUAAUUUUAAAUUUAGAUCUUCUUCUUGUUUCCACUUCAUGUUUUCUCUUUGUAUACUUUCUUCCCAAAACGUAACUUUCAAGGUUUAACAAGGUAGGAGCUCUCUUACACAACUAUAAUUCAUAAAAUUGCCUCUAAGACCACCCUCCCCAUUACUCACUAGAGGGUAUUGAAAGUUAAGGACUUGUCCUCCCCCCCUUAAAAAAAAGGGGGGGGAUAUUACAAAGAAUACUGAGCUGACCUUCUAGAACAACUAAGGGAUACUUUGAAUAUAUCAGGUGGAGGUCAUAAAAGCCAAAUGGACAUGGUCUAAUGGUCAUAACGGUUACCAGAAACUAAGCUCUUGGUCUUAUUGUAUCUCUGGUGUAUCCAGUAACGUAUAUUUAUUGUGUAUAGGUAUCUGAUAUUUACUAUAUAAGUGGCGUUGCUUAGGAUCCCACAAUGUCAAAUACUGGGAAAAGACCAGAAGGGGGAACUCCAGGGGAUAGGAAAGGAUCGAAACAAGAAAUUGACUUCAAAGCAGACAUUCUAAAGAUGUUUGCGGAGAUUAGACAAAGUGAGAAAAAUCUUGAGCUUAAACUAGAACAAGUAGACAACAGAAUUGGGAAGAUGGAAAAAAAGAUAGAUGAAACAGUUAAUGAACUGAAAGGUCAACUGAAAGAGGUAUUUAGGAGGACGCAAGCGGUGGAAGAGGGCUUGAAAAAGACAAGGUUAGAAGUGAAAGAUGUGAGACGGGAGGAGGACAAGAUAAAAGCAGAGAUCCUAGAUUUGAAUAAGAACCAAGAGGAAAUGAAAGAUUUAAUUGCUAUGAAUGAACUAAGACAGAAGGAGGUUAAUCUAAGAUUUAGAGCUGUGCCAGAAGUACAAGGAGAGAAUAUAAAAGUGAAAUUAAUAACAGAAUUAGCCUCAUGGCUGGAGAUCUCAACAGAAGAGAUGGAGAAUGCAGUACAAUCUGCUUUUAGAAUGAAAGCCAAAUCAGCCAGAAAUAAAAGAUUGGUAGGAGACUGUUUAGUCAUAUUUAAAGAAAGGGAAAUGAGGAAUAUGAUCCUCCAAAAAAACAAGGAAAAAAGGCUGAAUAUUGGCGGUAACUACAUUAUAAUCUUUAAAGACAUCCCAGUCAGGCUGCUUAAACGUAGAGAAUCAUAUAAGGAACUGGUACAGACUUUGAAGAGGAAUAAUAUUGAAUUCAAAUGGGAGUUCCCCGAAGGAAUCUCCUUUACUUACAGGAGUAAGAGACAAAAACUUACGAGUCCAGAAGAAACUAGUAAAUUCUUAAGGAAAUACAAAGAAUUGAAAGUACAUAGAGAGGAUGACAUGAGUGAGGAGACAGAAAGAAAGGAAGACUCAGAAGAAGGAAUAGAGAGGUCAGAGGGAGAGGAGGAGGAGGAGGAAGAGAGAGGCGAAGGUAAAAUAUAGAGAGAGCUGGUAGACUUCCAUUAGGCAAACACUAUGGUGUUAAAAAUCUGGAGUUGGAACAUCAAUGGAAUGAAUGAUAAGAAAAAGAGAAACAAAAUUGAAUAUAUUUUAAAUAAAGAAAGUUUGGAUAUUAUAUGCCUACAGGAGACCCACAUAGCAAGGAAACAUAAAAGAGUCUUGACAAAUAAAAGAUUGGGUAACGAAUUCGUAUCGGCAGAUAAAAGGAAGAAAAGGGGGGUGGUCAUAUACAUAAGAAAACAACUGGAAGCACAACAAAUUUUUAAAGAUGAAGAAGGGAGGAUAGUGGCAGUUCAAAUUAAAUGGCAAGGAGAAAAUGUAUUAAUAGUGGGGAUAUAUGCACCAAAUAAUAAUAAAGCAGAGUUCUACAGAAUGUUAGAGGGGAAAUUAAGUGAAUAUGCGGACCAGAAAAUAAUAUUACUAGGGGAUAUGAAUGGCGUGGUGUCGCUAGACAUCGACAGGUUAAGAGAAGGAGUGAGUAGGGAA
Molecule: messenger RNA, 2798 nt
Organism: Podarcis muralis (Common wall lizard)
Lineage: Eukaryota; Metazoa; Chordata; Lepidosauria; Squamata; Lacertidae
Source: RefSeq, a predicted model, not a curated record